Molecule: messenger RNA, 1029 nt
Organism: Penicillium bovifimosum
Lineage: Eukaryota; Fungi; Ascomycota; Eurotiomycetes; Eurotiales; Aspergillaceae
Exons: 3
Coding region: 1-1029 (342 amino acids)
Source: RefSeq, a predicted model, not a curated record
AUGGCUCACCAACAUCAAGCGUCACCCUGGGAGGGUGUUGCCUCUGGCACGACGGCAGCCAUUCUGGCCAACACAAUUGUUUACCCUCUGGAUGUGUUACAAGUUCAAGUCCAACCACCGAAGCCGCCAGAGACGACCGGUUCUCCAGAAACCCAAGCUCAUUAUGACAAUGCCGUCGAUGCCAUCCGUCACAUCCUCCGCGAGGAGGGCAUUUCCGGCCUCUACAGCGGGCUGGGUAGUUCUAUUCUCAGCACGGCCUCGAUGAAUUUCGCCUAUUUCUAUUGGUCAACGGCAGCCCGAAGCAUCCAACAAUCCACCUUUCAAAGAUAUGGAAUCGCCGACACAAAUAGUAUCAGUAAGGAACUGGGACUGGGGGCAGUAGGUGGGGCGAUGGCUCAGUUAUGCACAAAUCCCAUUGCUGUGAUAUCUACGCGGCAGCAAACCUGCAAAGCAGGUGACGAGAGGAAGUCUAUGUGGGAGACAAUGAAAGAAAUCUGCCAAAGUGAGGAUGGCUGGACUGGACUUUGGAGAGGUUUCAAGGUCAACUUGAUCCUUGUGAUCAAUCCCAUGAUUACCUAUGGUGUCUAUCAGUGGCUGAGAGGGGGGUUAUUGACCCUGAAGCGGGGGAAAGCUAUCGGAUCUGGUGAUGCUUUCUGUACGUUGUUGGCUUUCCUUGCAUGUUGUCGUCUGCAUCUGCUGAUUCCAUCGGGGAAAAUAGUACUCGGUGCUGUAUCGAAAGUGUUAGCCACCUUCACCACACAUCCACUCAUUGUCGCAAAGACAAUGUUGCAAUCCAAGCCCCCCGAUUGUCGCCAGGGCAAGCCUUUCUUGGGCUUUACCGAGGUUCUACUGUAUAUUGUCCAAAACGAAGGGUUUUUGCGACUAUACAAGGGAUUGGCACCACAGAUCAUCAAGGGAUUCUUGGUUCAGGGAUUGAUGAUGGCACUGAAAGAACGAACCGAAUCCUUGCUCAGGAAAGCGAUAUUGCUAAAUGGGAAACGACUGCCGCGUCCCUCAACGUUGAAGUGA